Messenger RNA from Acomys russatus (golden spiny mouse), 2442 nucleotides. RefSeq names its product transglutaminase 3 (gene Tgm3). Gene Ontology annotation, molecular function: protein-glutamine gamma-glutamyltransferase activity. NCBI's taxonomy places the organism in Eukaryota, Metazoa, Chordata, Mammalia, Rodentia, Muridae. The record is from RefSeq and is a predicted model, not a curated record. Gene Ontology annotation, biological process: peptide cross-linking.
UUCUAUAAAUGGUAGGGCAAUCCUUGGCGCCUGUCUCCCCACACCAUCUCUGACAUUCCCAGAGGAGCCCCAGGAAAGGCAGAAGAAGCUGACCAUGAGUGCUUUAGAGAUCCAAAAUGUCAACUGGCAGAUGUCUGCGAAUCGGAGAGCCCAUCACACCGAGAAGUUCUCCAGCCAGGACCUCAUUGUGCGGAGAGGAUUCCCCUGGGAGAUGGUAUUGUUUGGCAACCGAAGCCUUGGGUCUGGAGACGAUCUGAACUUCAUCGUUUCCACAGGUCCCCAACCCUCAGAGUCAGCCAGGACAAAGGCUGUUUUUUCAGUCUCUGGGAGAAACGCAAGUGGCUGGAGUGCAGAGCUCAAAGCCAACAAUGAGAAUAGUCUGAACAUUGCUAUUGCCAGUCCUGCCAAUGCCCCAAUCGGAUGGUACACCCUACACCUUGAGAUCUCCUCCAACGGCAGGGUCUCCUCUCUGAGACUCGGCACCUUCAUACUGCUGUUCAACCCAUGGCUGCAAGCGGAUGAUGUCUUUAUGAGUAACCACGCUGAAAGACGAGAGUAUGUUGAGGAAGAUUCUGGCAUCAUCUACGUGGGCAGCACAAAUCGAAUUGGCAUGGUUGGCUGGAAUUUUGGACAGUUUGAAGACGACAUCCUGAACAUCUGCCUCUCCAUUUUGGAUAGGAGUCUGAAUUUCCGUCGAGACCCUGUUACUGACGUGGCCCGCAGAAAUGACCCCAAAUACGUUUGCCGGGUGCUCAGUGCCAUGAUCAACGCCAAUGACGACAGCGGUGUCAUUUCUGGGAACUGGAGCGGCAAUUAUUCAGGUGGCGUGGACCCAAGGACGUGGAAUGGCAGCGUGGAGAUCCUCAAGAACUGGAAAAAAUCUGGCUUCAGGCCAGUCCAAUAUGGCCAGUGCUGGGUCUUUGCUGGUACCCUCAACACAGCGCUGCGUUGCCUUGGGGUUCCCUCUCGGGUGAUCACCAACUUCAACUCAGCUCACGACACAGACCGAAACCUCAGCGUAGAUGUGUACUAUGACGCCAUGGGAAAUCCCCUGGAGAAAGGCAGCGACAGUGUGUGGAAUUUCCAUGUCUGGAAUGAAGGCUGGUUCGUGCGGCCUGACCUAGGCUCCCAAUAUGAUGGAUGGCAGGUGCUAGAUGCCACCCCCCAAGAGAGAAGCCAAGGUGUGUUCCAGUGUGGUCCUGCUUCAGUCAUUGCAAUCCGAGAGGGUGACGUGGACCGGAAUUUUGACAUGGUCUUCAUCUUCGCUGAGGUUAGUGCUGAUCGCAUCACUUGGAUCCAUGAUACUAGGACUGGCAGCCAGAAGCAGAAUUCUUUGGACACUCACUCCAUCGGCAAAUACAUCAGCACCAAGGCAGUGGGCAGCUACUCUCGCAUGGAUGUCACAGACAAGUACAAGUACCCUGAAGGUUCCAGUGAGGAAAGGCGGGUGCAUGCAAAGGCUUUGAGCAAACUCAAGCCUACUGCAUCUUUCAGCCCAACGUCCACAAGGAAUUUGGCAGGGGAAGAAGGGGCACCCAGCAUUUCUGGGAGGUUCAAGGUCACUGGUGUACUGGCAGUCGGCAAAGAAGUCAGUCUGGCCCUGAUCCUUAAAAACCUGACUAAUGAUAGGAAGACAGUGACAGCGAACAUGACAGCCUGGACCAUCGUCUACAAUGGCACCCUCGUCCAUGAAGUAUGGAAGGACUCCGUCACAAUAUCCUUGGAUCCUGAAGAAGAAAUACAGCAUCCUGUGAAGAUUCCAUACUCUAUGUACGAUAGAUACCUGAAGGCAGACAACAUGAUCCGCACCACAGCCAUAUGCAAAGUGACCGAUGAGGCUGAGGUGCUGGUGGAGCGCGAUGUCAUCCUGGACAACCCUACUCUGACCCUGGAGGUGCUGGACCAGGCUCAGGUACGGAAGCCUGUGAACGUGCAGAUGCUCUUCUCCAACCCCCUGGACGAGCCAGUGAAGAACUGUGUGCUGAUGGUGGAGGGCAGUGGCCUGCUGCGUGGCAACCUCAAGAUCGAUGUGCCAGCCCUGCGGCCCAAGGAGAAGUCCCGGAUCCGAUUUGAGAUUCUUCCCACCCGGAGUGGCACCAAGCAACUGGUCGCUGACUUUUCCUGCAAUAAGUUCCCGGCCAUUAAGGCUAUGCUGUCCAUUGAUGUGGCUGAGUGAAGGGCCCAGAGGCACUCCCACAAACUCGAGUGACGCGGGCCAGACAGCGCUCUCCUGUGGAGUGAAAAGCUGCUGCCCAUUCUGUCCAGCCUCAGAAGGCCUCCGUGUCCCCAAGGCUGCCAGACAUGGACUUCUAGCAAGCCCCUCACCCAACCCCCUUCACCUCAAGCUAGGCCAGGUCCGCCCUGGUCUAGGACUUGAUCAUUUUUUGCACAUUUUCCUCAUUGCUUCCCUUGGAGAUGCCUGUUCUGUGAGCCCUUGCCUCC